CCGGUUCAUAAACCCACAUCCCAAACCCAAAUCACCGCCGGUCUCCAAGAAAUUGUUCCGCGCCGGAAUUAAGCAUCAGGGUCUCCGAGACUUUCUGCGUCAUUCCUGCAGUUCACAGAUACAUACGUAAUUUUAUUGAAGUGGGUGCAUUGUUUUAUGAAAUAGCUUUAUGGAGGUGAAAACUGAAGGCGGAGAAGCAGAAGCAAGGGUGGUCACCCUUUUGAUACGACACCUUCCUGAGGCUAUACCCCAUGAAACCCUCUCCCGACUCUUCUCCCACUAUAGCGCUAGCUCGUUCCGUCCUUGCGCCGGUGGAAGACUGAGAAACUGUGCGUUUGUGGAUUUCAAAAAUGAAACAUCGGCUUAUCAAGCACAACGGCAGUUAAAUGGGUUGAGGUUUCUUGGUAAAGUCUUAGCAGUGGAGAGAGCUAAUAAGCCAAAUGAGGAUAAUAAACAUAAACAAAGUGAAGCUCAAUUGGGGAAGGAUUAUACAGCACUAACUUCUGUGGAAAAGAAGGCCUCUAUGACAGGUGAUCUUGGCAAUGGUUCUAAGUCCAUACCUGCUAGUGAGCCUAUUGCUUCAAGGCUUGGUGUAGAUUAUCCAUUUCCUCCCCACCUGGAGUAUGCUUAUCCUCCUCCAGAUGGAAACAUUCUGACCAACAUUGUAAAUGCUCUCAUUGCUGUUCCUCGCUUUUAUACACAGGUGUUGCAUUUGAUGAACAAAAUGAACAUUCCAGCUCCAUUUCGGAUGGCCCUCCCCACUCCACCACUACCACCUUCAGUGCCUCCACCCAAAUCCCCACCCCCACCUCCCCCUACUGCAACCGCAAAUCCUCAUUUGGCAGAUCUAUCCAGUAGUGAGUCGGAAAUGGAGUCAGAUGAGGAGGUUGAUGACAAAGCCUCUCCUGUUGAAACUCCAGGAGCAGUUAAAUCUAGACGAAAGCGUGCUAGAAAAGAAGCAAUUGUAGGCCCUGCAGUGGAUAAAGAUGUAGCUCAUGAGGCUGUUGGAGUGAAACCUUCUUCCCUUGUCCCAAAAGAAAUUCCUGUUAUAAAAAAGAAGAACCCUGUGUUACAGAUCAAAAUUGCCCCCAAAGUAACUCCGAAUGAACAAAAAGAUGAUAGCAUUAUGAAAGAAUCUGAAGAGCCAGAAAAUGAUGGUUUAGAUCAUAAACCUUAUGCAACUCCAGAAGAAAUAGAGAGUAACAAGCUGGCUCCAGAGGAAAUUCUGUCACUUCCAAAGUUUAAGAAUUAUACAGUUGGGAAUCCUACAUCUGUGUUGUACAUAAAGAACUUGAGCAAGGAUAUGGUUCCCGAUGACUUCUUCUACAUAUUUGGAUCAUUGUUUGGAAGCAAUGAUGCAGCUAAAAUUGGCCUUAAUGUGAAGUUAAUGCAGGAGGGAAGAAUGAGGGGCCAAGCUUUUGUGACAUUUCCAUCAGUUGAACUUGCCCACCAAGCUUUGAAUCUAGUGAAUGGAUACGUGUUCAAAGGUAAGCCAAUGAUCAUACAGUUUGGUCGGAAUCCUUCUGCUGGCAAGGCGAAUUAGGUAAGAGUUGCCUUGAUUGGAGGGAGAUGCUUAUCCCACUUCUUGUGGUACUCAACCAUGUGGCAAUAGUAUUUCUGUUCACGAGGAAUACCAUGCGGCAAUAGUAUUUCUGUUCACGAGGAAUACACACAACAUUAAUCUGCUGGCAAAGACGUAAAGAUUUGUACCCAUGUUCACUUGAUGAGGCAUGCUACCCGAAAGCAUAACAUUUCGUUGUUUGUCGCAAAUAAGGCGUGAACUGGGAGGUGGAAUGAUGGAAUGUUGUGUUCUAGAAACAGAGAAAUAUGUUAAAGAAAUCUGCUAGGUACAAAAUUCAUUUCGAAUAUUGAGAGAUUGGAUUAUAGGUAUUCUUGUGCAUUUUGGCAGACUUUGGUUGAAGUUCUCAGCUAAUGUCAUUCACCUAGAGGCUAAAAUAGAGCUUGAUCUGACGAGUAAUAUGAGAUUGGGCAGUUUCUGUCGUAUAAAGGAACGGAAUUCUUCUUGUUA
This is a messenger RNA of Hevea brasiliensis (rubber tree), 2029 nucleotides long. Its product is annotated as U11/U12 small nuclear ribonucleoprotein 65 kDa protein. Bases 170 to 1543 code for a protein of 457 amino acids. Gene Ontology annotation, molecular function: pre-mRNA intronic binding; U12 snRNA binding. Lineage: Eukaryota; Viridiplantae; Streptophyta; Magnoliopsida; Malpighiales; Euphorbiaceae. The record is from RefSeq and is a predicted model, not a curated record. The transcript is spliced from 12 exons. Gene Ontology annotation, cellular component: U12-type spliceosomal complex. Gene Ontology annotation, biological process: mRNA splicing, via spliceosome.